AUGAAACUAGACAGCAUAGACAUUACACGCUGCCAAUUGGUCAACUCUACGAGAACCGCUAGGAUUUAUAGAUCAAAUACAUAUGCAAUUAAAUGUCUGGCACUAGAUUAUGAUAUCCCGCCACAUAACACCGAAUUCGAAGUAUCGAUAUUAAGCAAAGUAGGCAGCAAAUGCCAGCAUAUUCUACCUCUUCUAGAGUCCAAGGCCACUGACAAUGACUUACUGUUACUGUUCCCCUUUGAAGAGAUGAAUCUUCAUGAGUUUAUGCAAUUGCAGUAUAAAAGGGAUAUAAGAAAAAAAAAUCCUUAUUACGAUUUACUAGAUUCCAGUACCCAGACUGCUGCGGGUUCCUCAGUUCAGAAGUAUACCAAUCAAUUGGACGUCAACCAGUAUCCUUUGUCAUUUUUCUCGCAAAUAAUCGAGGGAGUUGCAUUUUUACAUGAGAACAAGAUCAUCCACCGUGACAUCAAACCGCAAAACAUCAUGCUAACAAACAAUACUACCACACAACCCCCUAAAUUGUACAUAAUUGAUUUUGGUGUCUCGUAUGACAUGGGAAAUAAGUCACAAACAAGUGCGGAGCCCAUGGAUAGCAAGGUGACGGAUAUAAGCACAGGAAUUUACAAGGCCCCAGAAGUGCUGUUUGGGGUGAAAUGCUACGAUGGUGGUGUGGACGUGUGGUCGUUACUGAUAAUCGUCUCUCAAUGGUUCCAGAGAGAAACGGACCGUAUGGGGCACGUACCGGCCAUGAUUGAUGACGGUAGCGACGAUAUGAACUCAGAUGGAAGCGACUUUAGACUGAUUUGCUCGAUAUUUGAAAAAUUGGGCGUACCGUCCAUUCUGAAAUGGGAAGCUGUUGCCCAACACGGUUCUGUUGAUGCAUUUGUUGGCAUGUUUGGCGCCGAUGGCGACGGCAAGUAUAUACUGGACCAGCAGAAGGAUGUACAAGUCAGCAUCAUCGAGAGGAACAUGCCUCGACUGAACGAGAUUACGGAUGUGAAGGUCAAACAGAAGUUCGUUAACUGUAUCCUGGGGAUGGUGUCCUUUUCACCAAACGAAAGAUGGAGUUGUCAAAGAAUCUUGCAAGAACUGAAAAAGCCAUAA
Molecule: messenger RNA, 1104 nt
Organism: Saccharomyces paradoxus
Lineage: Eukaryota; Fungi; Ascomycota; Saccharomycetes; Saccharomycetales; Saccharomycetaceae
Gene: CAK1
Product: cyclin-dependent protein kinase-activating kinase CAK1
Exons: 1
Coding region: 1-1104 (367 amino acids)
Biological process (GO): mitotic DNA damage checkpoint signaling; protein phosphorylation
Cellular component (GO): cytoplasm; nucleus
Molecular function (GO): ATP binding; protein serine/threonine kinase activity
Source: RefSeq, a predicted model, not a curated record